AGUCAAAGAUAUACAACUCAUCAAACGUUCUUCCUCCAUCACAAUCUCUAGACUUUCCCGAUCUGUCUUCUUUCUCUCCUUAAAAAAAAAAGAGAUCUCAUCUUUAGCAAAUGGGUUGCCUCAGCAGCAAACACCGGCAAGAAGAAACCGCCGCAAAACCCUCAACUCCGAUCACUCCAGCACAAACCCACGUCGUCCCGGAGCACCGGAAACCCCAAACUCCACCGACCCACCACCAGAUUUCAGCCCCGCCGCCGUCCUCCAACCCCACGACCGUCCGAGAUCAUGACACCAUACUAGGCAAACCCUUCGAAGACAUAAGAAAAUUCUACAGCUUGGGUAAAGAGCUAGGCCGAGGGCAGUUCGGGAUAACGUACAGGUGCAGAGAGAUCUCCACGGGGAACACUUACGCCUGCAAGUCCAUCUUGAAGAGGAAGCUGAUCAGCAAGCAAGACAAGGAGGAUGUGAAGAGAGAGAUUCAGAUAAUGCAGUACUUGUCUGGACAAGCCAACAUUGUUGAGAUCAAGGGUGCUUAUGAGGAUAGACAGUCUGUGCAUUUGGUGAUGGAGUUGUGUGCGGGUGGUGAGUUGUUCGAUAGGAUUAUAGCUCAGGGACAUUACUCGGAGAGAGCUGCUGCUGGGAUCAUUAGGUCCAUUGUGAAUGUUGUUCAGAUUUGUCAUUUCAUGGGUGUGGUUCAUAGAGAUCUCAAGCCUGAGAAUUUCUUGCUGUCCAGUAAAGAGGAGAAUGCUAUGCUUAAGGCAACUGACUUCGGGUUGUCUGUCUUCAUUGAAGAAGGAAAAGUUUACCGGGAUAUAGUGGGGAGUGCUUACUACGUUGCUCCUGAAGUAUUAAGGCGAAGCUACGGGAAGGAAAUUGACAUUUGGAGUGCUGGUGUUAUCCUUUACAUCCUACUCAGCGGUGUACCUCCUUUCUGGGCUGAAAAUGAGAAAGGAAUAUUUGAUGAGGUUGUAAAAGGUGAAAUUGACUUUGAAAGCCAGCCAUGGCCUUCUAUAUCUGAGAGUGCGAAAGAUCUUGUUAGGAAGAUGCUUACCAAAGACCCCAGGAGACGAAUCACAGCUGCCCAGGUUCUUGAACAUCCUUGGAUCAAAGGCGGGGAAGCACCAGACAAGCCUAUUGAUAGUGCUGUAUUGUCUCGUAUGAAGCAGUUCCGAGCCAUGAACAAGCUUAAGAAGCUAGCCCUUAAGGUUAUCGCGGAGAGUCUAUCAGAAGAGGAAAUCAAAGGUCUCAAGACCAUGUUUGCCAACAUGGAUACCGACAAAAGCGGUACAAUCACAUACGAAGAACUGAAAACAGGGCUAACUAGGCUUGGUUCUAAACUCUCUGAAACUGAAGUGAAGCAACUCAUGGAAGCAGCUGAUGUGGAUGGAAAUGGAACAAUCGACUACUUUGAGUUUAUCUCUGCGACAAUGCAUCGAUACAAACUGGAUCGAGAUGAGCAUGUAUACAAAGCAUUCCAACAUUUUGAUAAAGACAACAGCGGGCACAUAACUAGAGAUGAGUUGGAAAGUGCCAUGAAGGAGUAUGGAAUGGGAGAUGAAGCUAGCAUCAAAGAAGUUAUAUCUGAAGUUGAUACCGACAAUGAUGGGAGAAUAAACUUUGAGGAGUUCUGUGCAAUGAUGAGAAGUGGUACCACACAACCACAAGGGAAGCUUUUUCCCUUCCAUUGAUCAAAAACACAGUCUCUUGUUUCCCCUUAAAUACAGAUCCAACCUCAAAAAUUAAAUCUUAAACCGGGAGAAAAAAGAGGUAAACCGGGGAAAACCGGAGUCGAGAGUAAUUUAAUCAACUGAUACUGUCUCAAAAAUGUUAUUUCUUCGCUUUAAAAACUGAGUUUUCAUAUAAUGUGUCGCGUCUUGGCUCACUGUAACAAAAUUAAAUCAUUUUUUGUUCCAACGUUCGUAUUUA
This is a messenger RNA of Brassica oleracea var. oleracea, 1926 nucleotides long. Its product is annotated as calcium-dependent protein kinase 21. Gene Ontology annotation, cellular component: cytoplasm; nucleus. The record is from RefSeq and is a predicted model, not a curated record. Lineage: Eukaryota; Viridiplantae; Streptophyta; Magnoliopsida; Brassicales; Brassicaceae. The coding region runs from base 111 to 1688 and encodes 525 amino acids. Gene Ontology annotation, molecular function: calcium ion binding; calmodulin binding; ATP binding. Gene Ontology annotation, biological process: intracellular signal transduction; peptidyl-serine phosphorylation; protein autophosphorylation. The transcript is spliced from 8 exons.